Molecule: messenger RNA, 2255 nt
Organism: Hypoxylon trugodes
Lineage: Eukaryota; Fungi; Ascomycota; Sordariomycetes; Xylariales; Hypoxylaceae
Exons: 4
Coding region: 1-1776 (591 amino acids)
Source: RefSeq, a predicted model, not a curated record
AUGGAUUCAAGGCAAGGAGACGACGAUACAUUCAAAACAUUCCCAGAUGAUUUGCAGAAACGAGUGGCUAGUAAGCUUCCCGAUCAUAGUGUCGAGUCAAUAGUAUAUCCGAAGUAUGAAACGAAGGGUGAAUUAGGACAAUGCUGUACUUCUUUUUUAUCAUGGUUAAAAGAGAAAGUGAUGGAUGUGCGAAAGGCGCACACUGAGAAACCGUGGCCACCUCAUGACAGAGAUGUGGGUGUUAUACUAGUUGCGCAUUCAAUGGGAGGUUUCGUCGCGUCAGACACUCUUUUUCUUAUUCUCAAUGAACGGAUUGCUCAUGGUCAAGAAGCGUUGCCAAUCUUCCCUUUAAUUCAAGGAAUCCUAACAUUUGAUACCCCUUUUAAUGGCCUUGCGCGAUCUAUGUUCGUUUAUGGGGCUUUCUCGAACUAUCAAAAAGUGAGCACGGUUUUCAAUGUCAUGACGGCGCUAUCUGCGGCACCAUCAGCUCUAGGGAAGUCAGCCUUCAAACGGUCAGCAGCAAAUCUGCCUCCAGCAAGAACAUCUCGGUCUGCUUGGAAAGGCUGGCAGCUUGUUGCGGUACGUACUGGUACUGUCGGUGCGAUAGCUGCUGGGGGUGUUGCAGCUUAUAUGCAUCGCAAGCAGAUCAUGGAUGGUAUGCGCAGUAUGCGUAAUAUCAAUAAGGAAUCAGUGAAGGAAGGAUACCAGCAGAGCAUGGAUACACUUAGCCAAGGGCUAGCGUAUAUCAACCGCGGAAACGUUGGGCGAUCCUUCGAAUAUCUUUCUGAUCAUUUUACCUUCGUUGGUACACUUAUGAAGCAACAGGAGCUGAGCCGAAGAUUGGAACGUAUGGCAGCACUCGACGGUAUUGGCAUUCAUGACUUUUACACCUCUUUAGGGGAAAAUGGUAUGUGGAGUGGCGGUUACUUCAUACCCGAACGAACAUUCUGCGCCGUACCAGCGAAAGAUCAUCUAGCAUACCACCUCUUCUCACGUCAAGUCAUCAAGAAGACAGAGGACGAAGUUCAAGCGCAUAUGAGCAUGUUCAUUAGGGACAAGAACGAAGAAUACGAGCAGAUGACGGAAGAAGCCGGCAAUUUGGUAGUUCGCUGGUUUAAUGACGAUUCUGAUAUCGUGGAUGACCCCAAGUUUGCCUCACCUCCACCACCAGAGCCCGUCGAGCAGCCUGUAGCCACAACAGAAGAUGGCAAAGAAGUUCCAAAGACCGACGGUGUCAUGGGAGACGCCGACGAAGAUGAGGAAGUAGAAGGCGAGCAAGAUGAUAGCGAUCUUCCCGAUGCAUCGCCAUUGGAUAUCACUGCAGCUGCUUCCGUCGUCCCAUUACCAGAUGACGAGGAAGAAGAUUCACAGGAGAGCGAAGCGAAAGAAGCACGAAAGAGCACAUACAUGCGAUACCUCAUGCAAGUAGCACAGCAAGCAGGAUCUGGAGUUAAGUCCUAUGUACCAACUAGGAUGCCCGAGAUGCCUCAAAUCCCGUCGGGAUCCAGCUUCAAGUCCUAUCUCCCUACACAAAUCCCACAGAUGCCGAAUAUCCCGAAGCCAUCCGUCAAUAUGUUCAGCAGAAAAUCAGCAAAGUCUACCACGGACUCAGAUAAAUCUGAAGAGAAGCUGGAAUCCGAGGCUACCGUAGAACCUGCUCCAGAGAGAAAGAGGGCGGAUAGUGGAGUUCACUUAUCUUCAGAACCUGCUGGUUCAACGGAACUUCACGAGGACCCUAACACAAAGGUAGAAGACACCAUUACUGCUACCAAGUAAGGGUGUAAGCGUUGGAGGCUAAUAAUUGAGCUUGUGAUUAAUUAGAGACAUGAACGUAAUGAUAGGCAAUAUCCGGUGUUAGUGGAAUAGGGUUUCUCGGCAACAAAGGGGCACUGUAGAAGAUUCAAGAAGUAAUGAGUCGAAUAGACAACCUUCCCUCACUACCUAAUCUCUUCAUACAAUCUUGCUUUCAUUCCGGUUCCGGAUCAGUUUAAGGUGCAUUGUCGCAUGACUUGAUAGGAUGUGUUCAUAGAAAUGUUCCAAGUGGCGUAAAUAAGCCUGAACAUAUUGUUCUUCGGCGUAGUAGGAUCAUUGAUGUUUUCUGUCGUUUGCAUGACCUCAUCUCUUUCGCUGUUAUAAGCGUAGGGACGCGUCAUAAAGUGUCAAUUGUGAAUCCUAUUAUCAAUACCGGGCAGGUAUCUAAACAGUUUAAAGGUACGGGACUAGAACAGACCUCACUGGCAAUAAAUGUCUAUAAA